Molecule: messenger RNA, 1441 nt
Organism: Heterobilharzia americana
Lineage: Eukaryota; Metazoa; Platyhelminthes; Trematoda; Strigeidida; Schistosomatidae
Source: the annotation of a GenBank genome assembly
GGAUAGCAACAAGAUCUGUUGGAAAAGGAUUAAUAUGGGCUCAUAACCUUCUAUCCUCAAACAAUAUCUGAAACUUGCAUAUUUCAUCAAGGUCGUCACUCGCUCAAUUUGUAACUGCACGUGCUACCACCUGAAACAUGGUCAGGAAAUGUAUAAAACACAAAAGCAAAAGAGUAACUUGUCACAAGAGGUUCAAAAUUAUCAAAAAGGUUAAAGAGCAUCAUCGCAAAUUGCGAAAGGAAGCUAAAAAGAACCUAAAUCGACAUAAUAGAAAAGAUCCAGGUAUUCCUAACAUUUUACCAUUCAAGGAGAGCUUCCUCAAGCAUGUUGAAGAAACGAAGAUAAAGUUAGAGGAAGCAAAGCUUAAAAAUUCGGAGUAUUUAAACAAACCAGAGUCACUGAAGAGUGGUUCCGGAAACAUGUCGAGUGCUGUAGUACAGCAUGAUGUUAGAGAUGUCAUCAAGCAGUCUGAUGUUGUCUUGGAAGUCCUGGAUGCCCGUGACCCAAUGGGCACUCGAUGUCCUGAUAUAGAAGAAAUGGUUCUCACUGAAAAAAAGCGCCUGGUUCUACUCGUCAACAAAAUAGAUCUUGUACCCCGGUCAAACCUCGAUGCUUGGGUGAAGUAUUUGCGCCGAUCGCACACCGUCUUACCAUUUAAAGCUAAUGUGCAACGUCAGAAUAAUAAUUUGUCUUCCGGAAACCCAUAUGUCGAUAAGCAUGGAAAGAUGCCAGCGAAAGGUUAUGGAACUUCUGAUGUUCUUUCUCUACUUGCAAACUACUCACGUGACUCAAGUUCAGGUCUGUCUGACAAAGAUAGUAGAACAAGUUUGACUGUUGGUGUUGUCGGCCUACCAAAUACAGGCAAAAGUGCACUAAUAAACACAAUCAAACGGCAAAAGGUGUGUGUCAGUGGUAACGUCCCCGGCUUAACACGUCAACCCCAGCGUAUCAGAAUCGACAAAAACCUUUACUUGCUUGACACUCCUGGAACUUUGGUUUCCAAAUCGUGUGAUGCUUCAGAUCUCGUUUUGAAAAACUGCAUCAGGCCUGAAAUGCUUCCUGAUCCUGUCCCAGCUGUUGAAGCCAUAUUACGGCGUUGCCCAAGAAACCAGUUGAUUUCUAAAUAUAAAAUAGACGAGUAUAAUGAUGUUUCAGACUUCCUUGUAAAGUUGGCACAGCGUAUCGGUCGAAUGAAAAAAGGUGGUAUUCCAGAUAUCGUUAUGGCAGCACGUUCUUUAAUCAAUGAUUGGAUUACUGGGAAAGUUACUUAUUGCACCCAACCUCCAUGUGAUGACGAUGAGGAAGAAAAUACUUCUGAUUUAUCAUCGAAAUGUCAUCUGAUGGACGUUUCGGACAUCCCGAUAAACGAAUAAACUGGUAUACUUAAAAGUGUAAAUAAAAGCUUCUAAAUCCUUGUUUUUUUUCAACUGGUAACAGAUUG